This is a messenger RNA of Medicago truncatula (barrel medic), 4452 nucleotides long. Its product is annotated as pentatricopeptide repeat-containing protein At5g16420, mitochondrial. Gene Ontology annotation, molecular function: protein binding. The transcript is spliced from 4 exons. Bases 158 to 1765 code for a protein of 535 amino acids. The record is from RefSeq and is a predicted model, not a curated record. NCBI's taxonomy places the organism in Eukaryota, Viridiplantae, Streptophyta, Magnoliopsida, Fabales, Fabaceae.
UGGCCAAUCAAUCACGUCAUCUUUGAGCAGAAUACACCGUCAGUGUAAAGCUUUUUACACACUCACCAACAAACCACUGCGACUAUGUAAAAAGUUUCGCUGUUCAUGUAUGUAAGUGGUAGUUUACUGAAAGCGUAUUAGUGGAACAACAACAACAAUGCGUUCUCUCAUUCCCUCCCACCACCACCGAUUCUCCACCGCAAUCUCCGCCGCAAUCGUCGCCAACACAACCACCACACCUUCCCUCCCACAAUCAUACAAAAUCCAACCUCCAAUCAAACCCUGGCCCCACCGCCUCAACCCCAAACUCCUCUCAUCUCUCAUUUCCCGCCAACACGACCCUCAUUUCUCCCUUCAAAUCUUCCUCCACGCCCAAAACCAUCACAAACCUCCAUUCUCUCAUAACCCCCAAACCUACCAAGCCAUCUUCCUUAAACUCUCUAAAUUCCGCUGCUUCAGCGAAAUUGAGUCCCUCUUAGCCGGCCUACGCAGUUCUCCCCCGCACUGCUGCGGGGAAGAACCGAUUGUAACUGUUAUUCGCGGUUAUGGAUUAGCUGGAAAGCCUGUACGGGCUCUCAAGACUUUUCUGAGGAUCGAAUCGUUUGGGAUUCGACCCUCAGUUAGAUCAAUUAAUGCACUGUUGAAUUCUUUGGUUCAGAAUAAGCGUUAUAGAUUGGCUUUUUUGGUGUUUAAGAAUUGUGGUGAGAGGUUUAGGGUUUUGCCGAAUGUUGUUAGUUGUAAUAUUUUGCUUAAGGCGUUAUGUAAAGGGAAUGAGGUUGAAGUUGCUGUUAAGGUUUUGGAUGAGAUGCCUGGGAUGGGUUUGGUUCCUAAUGUUGUUAGUUAUACUACUGUUUUGGGUGGGUUUGUUUGGAGAGGUGAUAUGGAUGGUGCUAUGAAGGUCUUUCGCGAGGUUUUGGAUCGAGGGUGGAGUCCGGAUGUGACUAGUUAUACUGUUUUGGUGGAUGGGUUUUGUAGGUUAGGGAAAUUGGUGGAUGCGAUUAGGGUGAUGGAUAUUAUGGAGGAUAAUGGGGUUGAGCCUAAUGAGGUUACUUAUGGUGUUAUGAUUCAGGCUUAUUGUAAGGAGAAGAAAUCCGGGGAAGCUGUUAACUUGAUUGAGGAUAUGAUUGCGAAGGAUUUGGUUGUGGGUUCGGAGUUGUGUUGUAAGGUUGUUGAUUUGUUGUGUGAGGAAGGGAAUGUUGAGAAGGCUUGUGAGAUGUGGAGGAUGGUUUCGAGGAAGAAUUGCGGCCUUAACGGGGCUGUUGUUGUGAGUACGCUUAUACAUUGGCUUUGCAAGAAGGGGAAGGUGUUGGAAGCAAGGAAUGUGUUUGAUGAGUUUGGGAAGGGAUCGGUUGCGAGUCUUUUGACGUAUAACACGUUGAUUGCUGGAUUGUGUGAGGGAGGAGAGCUUUGUGAGGCGGCGAGGCUGUGGGAUGAUAUGGUGGAAAAGGGUGUUGCUCCUAAUGCUUUUACCUAUAACAUGUUGAUUAAAGGAUUUUGUAAAGUUGGAAAUGCCAAGGAGGGUAUUAGAGUUCUAGAGGAGAUGUUGGAAAAUAGGUGUUUGCCCAACAAAUCAACCUACACAAUAUUAAUUGACGGGAUUUUACUUUUAGGUGGAAUGAAACAAGAAAUCAACAAGGUAGUUUCACUGGCCAUGUCCACUGGAGUUGACGCUGAUUUGUGGAAUAUUUUUGUAAAACCUGUUGUGGGUAAUGAUAAUGGCGGUGAAGCUGAAUUAGAUAGGAUAUUAUUAGAGAAUGCACCGUGAUAAUACUGUGAGGUAUGCUGUGGAAUAUGCUGUUGACUCCAUAUAUGGCCAUGGCUCUUUCUUGGCAGACUCUGCUUAAUUGGUUGCCAACUAGAGUUAAUUUAUUUCGGGGAAAGAUGUCAACUAAUGUUUAGUAUGAUUGGUUGUGUGUUGUUUGGGCAGAAAGCAGAACCUGCCCUGCAUAUAUUUUGUCAUUGUAUUGUUACUUUUAGUCUUAGAAUAUGGAAUGCUCCUUUUGAUUGGUUCGGAGUGUGUGUAUCUAUUCCAGCCACUCUAUUAUUUUGUGAAGACCAACUUAGGAGAGAUAUGUUGAAUUGGUAUAUGAGUUAUGGAGAAAUGAUAAGCUGUUUUAGUAAUGGUAAAAGUGCUUAAAUGAUAAUUAAGCUGUUUUGGAGGUGCUUAAAUAGCCAAACGGUGAACUUCUGUUGCAGUGACUGAAAUGAGAAUUUUCGCAUAUGUUGGUUGAUGAAGUAGGAGUAUGUCACAAGUGUGUUGGACUGUUUCAAAAAAGUCAAUGCCUAUAAGUCAAGGCAUAAGCUAUUUUGGAAAAUGGUUAUGAAGUUUUGGAGAUAGCAAAAGCUGCAGAUUAUGGAUAAGGUGUUUUUCCAUUUCAGGGAGUGUUUCACGGCGAGUUCCUUUAGCUUAGAGCCCACCUUUGGGGAUCAAUGUACAAGUUAUUAUACAACAUGAUGGUUCGUGAUGAAGAAGCAGAAGUCGCUGGAAGUUUCGCGUCAGUAGUGUUAGUGUUAUUUCAGAGUUCGCAUUGAUAAGACUCAGCAGACUCCUCCACAUACCUACGUGGCCUAACAGUAUGUGUGUGUUUGAGGGAUCUUGCAUCACGUGGCCCUUCAGGAAUGCAAUCAUAAGUUGUUUAUGACCUUCCGUGAUUCAAAACCGAUUUGAAAUCUUGUUGUGUUUGAAACAUGAAGGUACUCUGUGAAUACAGGGAAUGAUUUAAGAUAUACGCAGGAAUGAUGUGUAUCACAGAGCAUGAAUAUCUUAAAGGGAAUGAUUUGACUGGGAAAUGUAACCGUGCUCAAAACAAAGCUAGGGCCCAGUGUUGAGUCAAGUUUGCUGAGGGGUUCAGCUGUGAGAUCCCGUAAUAAACUUUUGAGCUGGCAAGGAUGAGCAAGAGAAGAGGCAUUGAUAGCAUAAAUUUUCCAAUUUUCAGCUUUAGGUCAAGUGAAAGCUUUGGGUAUAGUAUUGAUUGCAGAACAGUAAUAAAAUGGCUCUACACUUGGAUAUGUUUGAAGUUCUUUAGGUUUUUUUAAGGCAAAAGAAACUUGUAGUGCAAAGGUAUCACUAUAGAUAGAGAGAGACGAGUCAAUUCUUAAUUAUGUUAGCAUCUCAGACCCUAUCAAUCAUCUGCUGCCCACCAUAAAAUAUUAUUAAAGGAGAAAGAACAAAGAAAACAAGGGACGAUCAAACCAAAAGCAAUCAAACAAAUCUCUUAGCAGGAGGCAAUGCCUAUUAUGCAUGAAAGAUUGGCAAAAACAUCUGGAUGCAAAUCCCACCAUGUGAGUGUACAAAUAAGAAUGCUAGGUUACAGGCAAAAGGUGAAGGACAUAGUUCAAGGUGCUUUAUUCCCUGAAGCUGUACUAGAUAAUAGAGUUGGUCAUGCUGGUGGAGCAGGUGGACUUGUUAUUGCCAGAGAUCUUGACUUGUUUUCCUAUUGCAAGUCUUGCGUGCUCCCAUUUCAGGUCAAGUGUCAUGUUGGUUACGUUCCCUCUGGUGAAAGAGUUAUCGGUUUAAGCAAACUCUCCCGUGUUGUGGAUAUAUCUGCAAAAUGACUUCAAGAGCCUCAGCGUCUCGCAAAUGAAGUUUGUUAUGCUUCGCAUCACGGAAUAAAGCCAGCAGAUGUUGCCAUCAUACUUCAAUGUACAACAUCCACUUUCCAGACAUAGAAUCGGUCUUUCUCGACUCAAACCACCAAGGAUUGGUUAAGAUACUCAUUUCUGCUGGGUCCGGGGUUUUCGAAAACAAACGCGCUGAUUUCUUUAGUCUCCUCAAAUUUAGAGGUAUCAGCGUGGAAAAAAUAAAUUAUAGGGGAUUAACUGAUUCAAACUGGUGUCCUUCUCAAUCUGCCAAAGUUUCCUCCGAAAUCGAACUGGUCAACCCUGCAAUGGUCACGGCAGUAGCUUCAAUUGUUAAAUUUCUAGGAGAAGAUCACUGAGGAAGGAGCUUAGAGGGACUCUAACUAGAUUUGUGAAGUGGUUGAUGAACUUUCAAACCAGCAACUUUGACACGAAGGAAGGAAUGGUGAUGGUCAGUUGACAGCAGGAAAGGGUAACAAAUAUCUAGGUCAUUGAUCAUGAUCCAAAUAAUCCAAGAGAGAGGGAAGAUUAUGAUGCUGAUAAUAUGACGAAACUGAACCUGAGUGUGUUCAAUAAUUUGAUGCUAUGAAACUGUGUCCGAGUGUAUUUAUCAACUUGAUACUAUAGCCUUUGUUGUUUGAUAGGAGAGUCUCAUUCCAUUUCUGUUGUGUGAAGAGAAACAAUUAUACUAUACCUACAAGAAUUUUGUCAACUAUACUUUAAUUAUGGAAAGUAUAUUGCAGUAACAAAUUCUUGCUUCUUGUUUCCGGACUGUUACUAUGUAAAGUUUUCAUUAUUUCUGAUAUGUAGUAUGCUGCAGUUUUCUAAUCAUAUGCAAAACAAUUAUGUAACAUAAUUACUCACUUUAAUUCA